CAUAAGACUGAAGAGCAGCCCGGCGGGUUGGCAGGAGCGCCCGCAUCCUCCUCUGCUCAACCGCGGGCCCGCUUCCCCAUCUCGUUGUACACGUUUCCCUGCGGGGUCUGGUCGUGCUUUUUGGAUGUGUUUGUUUUUUAAGGACUAAGAAACCCUUUUAAAGCUUUUUUUCUUUUUCUUUUUUUUUAAGUUUGGAAAUCGUGGUGAGGGAACCGCGUUACCACCGAGUUGAUCGCACUUUCUAGCCGACGGCGGUGCCUUCUUUCCGGCUAGAGAAAUGGUCGGCAGGUUGAACUUGCCCAAUGCGUGUGAAGGAGACCCGCUGGAUAUGAGCUGCAGGGCGGACCGAGGACUCGACAGCCCGGACUCCGGGUUGCCCCCGAGCCCGAGCCCCAGCGCCUGGCUGCUGCCGGUGUGCGCGGACAAACCCGGGGGCGUGAGCCCGGUGUCCGAGGACGAGGGGAGGGGGUCUUCGGUUCCGGUUCCCCCCCGUGGGUCUCUGCACCAGCUGCAGCCGCUGUCCUACGGGGAAGGAGUAGCACUUGAUCCGCUGCCGUCCAAGGAAACCAGAUUUACCUCAUCCGUGCACUACGGCUCGGAGCGCCACUUCAUCCAGGGCGUGGCCCUGCAGCCUGUGGGCCGGGGCCUGGAGCACUGCCGGCAGACCGUCGUGGCCGUGCCCCACAGCACCUGGCGCCACUACAAGACACAGCUGGAUUUCCAGCCUCGCCAUCGGCCCCAGUGCUUCCAGAGCACCACCAUCGUCUACCCGAAGAGAGCCAGCGCCCUGUACGCCACGGAGCUGAGCUACGACUGCCACAGACUGUCCAGGCGCUUCGUCGCCAGCGUGGAGAUGGAGGCGGCCGCUCGCAGGGAGAUACCUCAGUGAGGGAGGGGGGGGAGACGCAGGUGGCUGGAGACUCGCCGCCCCCUUUGCUGUAGUUCCCCCCCCCCCCCCCUGCCGCCGCGGGCGGUUUCUGACCUGCUGUGUUGUCUUUGUGUAGUUUUGUGUAGCUGGUUUUCUUUUUAAAGUAGCCUUUUCCAAGCUGCGGACAGGAAGCGCCAGUGCUGUGGUCUCGUGGAUAUCAGUUGGAUUGGACUCUUCAUCUAAUGCUUGACUUUGCUGCUUUUUUAAAAAACUUUUUUUACGGCCUGUGUAAUUGAUUCAUUAUGCAUAGUUGAUCUCUUGUCACAUGCCAACUGAUUGCUUUUUUUUAUUUUUUUAAUUUAAACAGCGAGGCCUGUCUCGGUUAAAUGAUUUGUUUCCGAUAGCAGUUGAAUAAAAUAUAUAUAUAUAUUUUUUUGAAUCUCCGUAUGUGCUUUAAGGCUACUUAUGUAGCGCACAGAAGGGACAAAUGUCAUGUGUAAGUGUGCUGAAAUUUGGCUGCAUGCUAAGAAAUCACUAGAUUACCCCACACUGCACAAAAGGAUGUGGUGAAAACACCGAACACGUGUUGUUUGUCCACAGGGUAUCGUGUGUUUCUGCAGGACGUGGACAUAAGCUAAGCUCUUUCCCAAGCCCCUCUCACCACUGUCUAUGGCUGCCAUUCUUGAUGGAUUAUGAAAAUGCUGGUAAAUUAAGUAGGCUUUACUGUUAAUUAGGAUGUGUACGUGUUAAACAAACUAAUUAAUUAGAUUGCUUAGAUGGAUGAGUGUGGAGUUUACUGAAAAGUGGAUAUUGUUUUUGAUAUCAAUCACUGGCUUGGUAGUGAAAAUAAACUGCAUUCCACUGCCACCUCUUUUGUUGGCAUGA
Messenger RNA from Pungitius pungitius (ninespine stickleback), 1753 nucleotides. It is a transcript of the gene rflnb, whose product is annotated as refilin B. The transcript has 4 exons. Gene Ontology annotation, biological process: negative regulation of bone mineralization involved in bone maturation; actin filament bundle organization; negative regulation of chondrocyte development. Gene Ontology annotation, molecular function: filamin binding. Gene Ontology annotation, cellular component: actin filament bundle. The record is from RefSeq and is a predicted model, not a curated record. Bases 278 to 889 code for a protein of 203 amino acids. NCBI's taxonomy places the organism in Eukaryota, Metazoa, Chordata, Actinopteri, Perciformes, Gasterosteidae.